Messenger RNA from Magnusiomyces paraingens, 1815 nucleotides. RefSeq lists its product as uncharacterized. The transcript is spliced from 3 exons. The record is from RefSeq and is a predicted model, not a curated record. Lineage: Eukaryota; Fungi; Ascomycota; Dipodascomycetes; Dipodascales; Dipodascaceae. The coding region runs from base 1 to 1815 and encodes 604 amino acids.
AUGUAUCAUGCCAUUAAAGAAUGGGGUGGAACUCCUUUUGGCUUUAUUGAUGAUGUGACUAUUACCGUUGAAGGUAAAAUUGAAGAAAAUACCAAAAGCUUAAGCAACAUAUUAGAAAAAUGUUGUAAUUGGGCUAAAUCAAGAAUGACCAAAAUUGAUUUGGGUGAUAAAUUGGGUUUCAUUCAUUUUACAAAAAAUGUGAAACCUAAAGAUGAGAAAGUGCAACUUACUUUACUUAAUGGAGAACUUCGUGAACCCCAGAAGGAAGUUAAAUUGCUUGGAAUUACUUUGAACAAUCUGCUUGAUUUUAAAUCUCAUAUUUUGAACAAAAUCAAUAAAGCAAGAAAAGCUGUUGGUGCUAUUUGGCAUCUUGGUGGCGUGCAAAAAGGUAUGCGGGGGUCUGCAGUCAGAUCACUGUAUAUUGCUUGCGUGAGACCAAUUGUCGAAUAUGGCUUAGAAAUUUGGCAUCAUAAAGUCUUGAAAGGAGAAAUCCACAAGUUGGAAGUGAUGCAGAACAUGGCUUUAAGAAGAAUUGUUGGUGCUUAUCGCACAACUCCUAUUGCGGUAUUACAAAAGGAAGCUGGUAUUAUGCCAUAUAGUAUUAGGCUAAAAUUUAUGGUGGCACGAAAAGCUAUUCGUUUACACCUAAAUAUUAGCAAAACUAAUCCUAUUAAUGGUCAUUUGUUAACAUUGAUUGAGAAAUCUCCAAUUGCAAAGCUAACCACGCUUUACAUGUUGGCGAAAGAUGAUAGAGACUACAUGAUUAAAAAGGGUGAAAAACGAAAAUGCAAGAGAGUUGAACCUCUUACACUGAAACAACAACAAAAUCAGACGAUUGGGAUUUUGAAGAAACAAGCAAUGGAAGAAUGGCAAGAAAUGUAUUGGAACAGUAGUAAGGAUCUGUGGUAUCAUAAUAUCACAGUGGAGUCGAAAUGUACUGAUAAUCUUUCCAAAAUGGUUACGGGAGUGAUCAUGAAGAAAGAUAGUCGAAGGAUCUUGAGUAAUAUUACUCAGUUUCGCACAGGCCAUGGCAAUUUUGGCGCAUGGUUUAAAAAGUUUGGGAUUGAAAAGGAUAGUUACAACUGCAAAUGUGGAGAGCUGGAAACAGUUCAUCACAUUUUAGUUGAGUGUCCUUUGCUUGAAGAGGAAAGAAAAGGACUCAAACGGAUAUCUCCAGAGAUGGACAUGUCGACUCUCUUAAACAGUUUAACUGGCUUACAAGAGAUUGACGAAAGGGACGAAAAGGACAAUUUUAUUUUUUUUGCAUUGUUGCAUUUUGAUGGUGAUGGUCGUUCUUUGUCUACUAAAGAAUCCACUACAGAAACUUCUCAGAAACCUGUUAUACCAGCUACAUCUUCAGUUUCUGAGCCUUCUAAAACCAAUGACUCUCCUAAUUCAAAUGAGCCCGUUGUUAUAGAGAAUCACUCUUUACAAGCUGACAGCGCGCAGACGCAAUCUUCUACAGAGAACAAAGCCGUCGUAGUGAGCACUUCUACUUCUUCCGCAAACAGUGCUGGCCAUGUGGGGGAACAAGGUGCAUCCAAUGAGCCUUCUGGCUCUACUCCUACCCAACUUGUGAAAAAUGAAAACAAUGUGUCUCAGAAGUCUCAAAAACCUCGGAAAUCUCAACAAACUCCUAAAGCUAGUAAUCGAGGAUAUCCUUGGAAAAACCUAGACCUUGCAGAAAUCUGGGAAAAGGCUGCCAUGCACCACAAAAUGGCCUCACAAUAUGAAAGAAGGGGCGGAAAUUUUGCCUACCCCAACGGCGUCGCCCCCUACCUUCACAGACGUAAGAAGAUCAGCUCUCAUGGCUGA